GUUUUAUGAAAGACUCGCUCUGCGUUUCAGCUUUAAAAGGCAUAACACGAAACACCUACAUUUACACUCCUCGCAACAACGAUGGCCAAGGGAAAGCGUUCCGCUGAUGCCAAGGGCAGCCAGAAGCGCCAGAAGAAGGUGCUCCGCGACAACAUCCGCGGCAUCACCCGCGGCUCCAUCCGCCGUAUGGCCCGCCGUGGUGGCGUGAAGCGCAUCUCGAGUGAGAUCUACGAGGAGGUGCGCCGCGUGCUGAAGGCCUACGUCGAGGACGUGGUGCGCUCCAGCACCGCGUACACCGAGUAUGCGCGCAAGAAGACGGUGACGGCGUCGGACGUCGUGAACGCGCUGCGCAAGCGCGGCCACAUCCUGUACGGCUACGCGUAA
This is a messenger RNA of Leptomonas pyrrhocoris, 384 nucleotides long. Its product is annotated as histone H4. The transcript has a single exon. Gene Ontology annotation, molecular function: DNA binding; protein heterodimerization activity; structural constituent of chromatin. Gene Ontology annotation, biological process: nucleosome assembly. The coding region runs from base 82 to 384 and encodes 100 amino acids. NCBI's taxonomy places the organism in Eukaryota, Euglenozoa, Kinetoplastea, Trypanosomatida, Trypanosomatidae. The record is from RefSeq and is a predicted model, not a curated record.